Drosophila erecta is the source of this 1589-nucleotide messenger RNA. Its product is annotated as vitellogenin-3. The record is from RefSeq and is a predicted model, not a curated record. Gene Ontology annotation, biological process: lipid metabolic process. The transcript has 3 exons. Lineage: Eukaryota; Metazoa; Arthropoda; Insecta; Diptera; Drosophilidae. Gene Ontology annotation, molecular function: lipase activity. Bases 67 to 1302 code for a protein of 411 amino acids.
UGGAGGCUAUAAAAACAAUUGCCAAUUCGCUUCCGGCACUCAGUUCUCGUCGAGUUUGUGUCCAGGAUGGGACGAGUUCCGCCAAAGACGCUUCCGCUCCUCGCGCUCCUCCUCCAGCUGCUGGUGCCCGCCAACUACGCUAUUGAGUGGACGCUUCCGGAUGUGAUCGAUUCCAUCGGAAGUGUGGGCACCAGCAUAGUGGAUCCCGGUCUUUUGCCCACACCCCAAGGACUCCUCGAUGGCAGCAAGCAGCUUAUCGCGGGAUAUCCAUUCGAGUUCGUUUCCAACUCCAUAAACGUGAUUUGCUCCCAGGCGCUGGCUUCAAACAAAAUCAGGUCGAAAUACUCGCCGGAUAUCAAUCAAAUGAACUUCCAGCUGCAAACGGCGUGUGUAAAGAAAAAUUUUCCACUUACAAAUCCUGAGGCCAUGUGGAGGAGUCCCCUGUUCGAUGCCAAGAAGAAGGUCGUCAUCCUGGCCACCGGAUGGACCACCACCGUGAAUGGUUCGGAUACCAUCGAUGUCUUCUCCAAGGCCUAUAAUUGCCGUGGGGAUGUCAACUUUGUGGCGGUGGAUGCUGCUCGUUUCGUGGAUACCCUGUACACCUGGUCGGCCUUCAAUACGGAGGAGAUUGGCGAGAACAUCGCCUUGGGUUUGGUGAAGCUGCUCGAUCUGGUGCCGGUGGAGAACAUCCAUCUCAUUGGCCAUAGCCUGGGCGCCCACAUUGUGGGAUCGGCGGGACGGCACCUGCAGCGCCUGACUAAUCAGACGAUACCCAGGAUUACUGGCUUGGAUCCGGCCAAGCCGUGCUUCAACGAGGGUGAAGUCCUCUCGGGUCUGAUGCGCGGAGAUGCCCGCUUCGUCGAUGUGAUCCAUAGCAAUCCCGGAGUGCUGGGCAAACGGGAUCCGGUGGGCGAUGUGGACUUCUAUCCGGGCGGCAUGAGUCCCCUUCCCGCCGGCUGCUUCUCGGUGACCUGUGCCCAUGCCCGAUCUUGGGAGUAUUUUGCGGAAACCAUUUACCCAGGAAACGAGCGUAACUUCCUGGCCGUUCGCUGCAAUUCGAUAUCCAGAAUGCGCGACUUCCGAUGUCCGGGCGACGAUGUGCCCAUGGGCUAUCAGGUGCCGCAUAACAUCAAGGGCAACUACUUCCUGGAGGUCAACGGCGCCCUACCGUACGGCUUGCAUGCCUCCGCCGUGCGAACGGCCCACUUGGAGAACUGCGGCAAGUGCCCCGAACCCACGACCACCACGGAAGCGCCCAGUAGCACAAGCACGGGAAAACCGGGAGCCUGGUUCUCAGGAUGAGCAGGUAUCCUCCCAAUCCACCUCCCCAUAAUUUAUCCUAAGCUAGAAAUAAGCCUUGUUUUUUUUUGUUUUUGCUCAAACCGAUUGCGGUCGAUAAGCAAUACACUAUUUGCCUUCUAAGCGUUGACAAUUCAAUUAAAUUUGAAGUAAGUAGCAGGCCCACGAACUUGGAAUACCCUAUAUAUGUGAUAACAAAGGAUAAUGGUAAAAGGCAAAAGCAGUCUAAAAUAAAUAUAAAUAGACCAACCAAUAAAGUUAAGUCUUAUGACAUUGGCUAAGAAACCUUA